Messenger RNA from Callorhinchus milii (elephant shark), 5626 nucleotides. It is a transcript of the gene thoc2, whose product is annotated as THO complex 2. NCBI's taxonomy places the organism in Eukaryota, Metazoa, Chordata, Chondrichthyes, Chimaeriformes, Callorhinchidae. Gene Ontology annotation, molecular function: mRNA binding. The record is from RefSeq and is a predicted model, not a curated record. Gene Ontology annotation, cellular component: THO complex part of transcription export complex. The coding region runs from base 43 to 4887 and encodes 1614 amino acids. The transcript is spliced from 39 exons. Gene Ontology annotation, biological process: mRNA processing; mRNA export from nucleus.
CUAAACAUCCGGGGUAUUGGGGCCGGAUGGAGUGAAGCUAAGAUGGCGGUGAUGGUCUUCCCUGUCGACUGGGUGAAAAGCUGGGAGAAAGGGGGCAAAGCCGAGUUUGUACAAUUAUGCCGCAGUCUUACAGAAAAUCGAGGCUAUGAUGAUGUUACGUUUAGAGAUAUCCAGCAGGCUCUGUAUGAGUUGGCAUGGCAUGUUAUAAAAGGCAACCUAAGGCAGGAACAAGCUGCCAGUGUUCUCAAUGAUGUAAUGGAACUUCGAGAUGAUAUGUCUUCAGUGCUGGCAGACGUUUUCUGCGUUCUAGACAUUGAAACGAGUUGCAUCGAAGAAAAAAGUAAAAGAGAUCAUUUUACUCAAUUGGUUUUAGCAUGUUUGUGUUUAGUUUCAGAGACAGUCCUCAAGGAACGCCUGGAUCCAGAGACAUUAGAAUCUCUUGGGCUUGUAAAGCAAUCGCAGCAGUUUAACCAGAAAUCUGUAAAAAUCAAAACCAAACUAUUUUAUAAGCAGCAGAAGUUUAAUUUGUUACGUGAAGAAAAUGAAGGCUAUGGGAAACUGUUUGCUGAGCUGGGCCAAGACUUGUCUGGAAAUCUCACAAGUGACCUCAUCCUGGAAAACAUCAAAUCACUCAUAGGAUGUUUCAACCUGGAUCCAAACCGAGUUUUGGAUAUUAUCUUAGAAGUAUAUGACUGCAGGCCGGAACAUGAUGACUUUUUUGUACCUUUGAUUGAGUCCUACAUGUACAUGUGUGAACCGCAGACUCUUUGUCAUAUCCUGGGCUUCAAGUUUAAAUUUUAUCAGGAGCCGAAUGGUGAGACGCCCCCUUCCCUCUAUCGAGUCGCUGCUAUACUACUACAGAAUAACUUGAUAGAGCUGGAAGAUCUUUAUUUACAUCUCCUACCUUCAGAUGCCAGUAUUAUCGAGCACCACAAACGGGAAAUAGUUGAAGCAAAGCAAAUCGCACGAAAGCUUACGCUGGUCGUUCUCUCUGCUGAUAAACCAGACGAGAAAGAGAAGGAGAAAGAAAAAGAGGAAGAAAAGAAUGAAAAGCCUCCUGACAAUCAGAAGCUUGGAUUAUUGGAAGCGCUGCUGAAAAUCGGUGAUUGGUAUCAUGCACAGUGCAUCAUGGAUCAGAUGCCACCUUUCUACGCGACCUCACAUAAGCCAAUAGCACUUGCUCUCUGCCAGUUGAUUCAUGUUAUCACAGAAGCCUUGUAUAGAAGAGUUGGUGUACCAAAGGGUGCAAAGGGAGCACAAGUUCCAUUGCUAAAGAAUGAAAGAGCUCCAAAGCCCACAGAAACAUUUGACGACUUGAGAAAGGAAGUCUUCAGCAUGCUGUGUUAUCUUGGACCUCAUCUUUGGCAUGAUCCGAUCUUGUUUGCCAAAGUGGUUCGUCUUGGGAAGGCUUUCAUGAAAGAGUAUUCAUCAGAUGGAGGUAAAACGGAUGACAGAGAAAAACUGGAAUCACUGGUGAGCUGUUUCCUCAGUAUUACAGACCAGGUCCUGCUCCCAUCACUUACCUUAAUGGAUUGCAAUGCCUGCAUGUCAGAAGAACUUUGGGGAAUGCUGAAAAACUUCCCGUACCAGCAUAGAUAUCGUUUAUAUGGCCAAUGGAAAAAUGACACCUACAGCAGCCAUCCUUUGCUUGUUAAAGUCAAAGCCCAGACAAUUGACAGAGCCAAGUACAUAAUGAAGCGACUGACUAAGGAAAAUGUGAAGCCUUCUGGAAGACAAAUUGGCAAACUCAGUCACAGUAACCCAACAAUCCUGUUUGAUUAUAUUUUAUCACAAAUUCAGAAGUACGACAAUUUAAUUACUCCGGUUGUGGAUUCUUUGAAAUACCUCACUUCCUUGAACUACGAUGUCCUAGCCUAUUGCAUCAUUGAAGCUUUGGCUAAUCCCGAGAAAGAGCGAAUGAAGCAUGACGACACUACCAUCUCUACCUGGUUGCAGAGUCUGGCCAGUUUUUGCGGUGCAAUUUUCAGAAAGUACCCGAUAGAACUUACUGGUCUUCUUCAGUAUGUAGCAAACCAACUGAAGGCUGGGAAAAGUUUUGAUCUGCUGAUCCUGAAAGAAGUGGUGCAGAAGAUGGCAGGAAUUGAAAUAACGGAGGAAAUGACAACUGAGCAGCUUGAAGCCAUGACUGGUGGUGAACAGUUGAAGGCCGAGGGCGGAUACUUUGGACAAAUCCGUAACACAAAGAAGUCAUCUCAGCGACUGAAAGAUGCACUGCUUGACCAUGACCUGGCACUCCCUCUUUGUCUGCUUAUGGCCCAGCAGAGGAACUGUGUGAUAUUCCAGGAGGGUGGUGAGAAACAUCUGAAAUUAGUUGGAAAAUUGUACGAUCAGUGUCACGAUACGCUGGUACAGUUUGGAGGAUUUCUAGCUUCAAAUCUAAGCACAGAAGACUACAUCAAACGAGUGCCUUCAAUCGAUGUUCUUUGCAACCAGUUUCACACCCCUCACGAUGCUGCAUUUUUCUUGUCACGGCCCAUGUAUGCACAUCACAUUUCGUCCAAAUAUGAUGAGCUGAAAAAAGCUGAGAAAGGGAACAAGCAACAACAGAAAGUUCACAAAUACAUCAGUGCCUGCGAAUUAGUCAUGGCACCCGUCCACGAUGCUGUGGUUUCGCUUCAUCUCCCCAAAGUGUGGGACGACAUCAGCCCUCAGUUCUACGCAACCUUUUGGUCCCUCUCUAUGUAUGACCUUGCUGUGCCCAGCACCAGUUACAACAGAGAAGUCAACAAGCAAAAGAUCCAAAUGAAAGCGAUUGAUGACAAUCAAGAGAUGCCUCUUAAUAAGAAGAAGAAGGAAAAGGAACGUUGCACCGCAUUACAAGACAAACUCCAGGAAGAGGAAAAGAAACAAAUGGAGCACGUUCAGAGGGUACUACAGAGGUUAAGGCUGGAAAAAGACAACUGGCUGCUAGCAAAAUCAACCAAAAACGAGACGAUCACCAAGUUCCUCCAACUGUGUAUCUUCCCAAGAUGCAUCUUCUCCGCCAUCGAUGCGGUUUACUGUGCAAAGUUUGUGGAAUUAGUUCAUCAGCUUAAGACGCCUAACUUUUCUACGCUUCUGUGUUAUGAUCGGGUCUUCUCUGAUAUAAUCUACACCGUUGCAAGCUGCACAGAAAAUGAGGCCAGUCGCUAUGGCAGGUUUCUCUGUAGUAUGUUAGAGACUGUCACCAGGUGGCACAGUGACAGAGCGAUCUAUGAAAAGGAAUGCGGUAAUUACCCAGGUUUUCUCACAAUUUUACGAGCUAGUGGAUUUGAUGGCGGAAACAAGGCUGACCAGUUAGACUAUGAGAAUUUCAGACACGUUGUACAUAAGUGGCAUUACAAAUUGACCAAAGCAUCCGUUCACUGCCUUGAAACUGGAGAGUACGUGCAUAUCCGGAACAUAUUGAUUGUUUUAACUAAAGUCCUCCCAUGGUAUCCAAAAGUGCUCAAUCUGGGUCAAGCGUUGGAGAGAAGAGUGCAUAAAAUCUGCCAGGAAGAAAAGGAGAAGAGGCCUGAUCUAUACGCUCUGGCUAUGGGCUAUUCUGGCCAGUUGAAAAGCAGGAAACUUUACAUGGUUCCUGAAAAUGAAUUCCACCACAAGGACCCACCAGCCAGGAGCACCACGCCUUCAACCGUUCAGAAUGGGCCAGGCACUCUCACACAACCCGCGGCAGCAACUGCCACUGCAACUAAACCAGAAGAGGGCUCUGCUGAGGAGACUGAUAAAUUGAAGGAGAAAUGUCAGAGUGCUGUCAAAGUUACUAACAAAGCUGCGAAUGCAACACCAAAAGUCGCAUCAAGCAAUGGAAGCAGUGCUGUAAAUAGCAACAAAACCACAAAAGAUAAAGAAGAAAAAGAAAAAAGUGGGAAAGAGAAAGAUAAGGAGAAGAAAGAUAAAACAAUCCAAGCUGUCACUCCAGAGGCAAAAAUAGGAAAAGACGGGAAGGAAAAAUCAAAAGAAGAAAGGAUGAACAAAGAGGAGAAAUCGCGGGAGAGCAAGGAAAAAACCCCGAAGACCGAGAAGGAGAAGGACAAGAUGAAGAAGGAAGACAAGAAUGCCAAGGAUGACAAGUCCAAGUUGACCUCGAGCAACACUGAAGCAAAAUCGCAUGGAGAAAAGGAGAAAGAUAAGGAGCCACUCAAGGAGAGAGAUGCACUGAAGGAUGGCAAAUCCAAGGAAAUUCAUACAGGCACUAAAGGAGGAGAAAAGUCAGGCACUGCUGGGUCCUUGAAGUCGCCGGUUCCACGUUCAGAAUCUGCUGAAUCUGAUAGGGAACAAAAACGGCGCAAACUUGAUUCCCACUCUUCACCAUCACAUUCCACAACAGUAAAGGAUGGUCUCGGUGAACACAAGGAGUCGUCAGCAAAGCACCAUAGCCCACAUCAUACCAACCAUAGCACAGGCACACAGUCUAAGAGCAAAGAAAGGGAGAUGGAGAAGAAAGAAGUGGAAAAGUUGAGGGAUCGAUCAAGAGAGAGGGAAAAGAAAGAAGAAAAGGAGAGGAAAGACCGUAAAAGGAUGAAAAGUGUUUUUUUGCAAUUCACUUCCCAGGAUCAUUCGAAUAGCGAUCGAGAAAAUGCACUAGAAUCAAAACGUCGUAAAGAUGAAAAUGGAACUGGUGGUUCUGGAAAGCGGAGUAAAAGUGGAAGCCCGGCAGAUUCCCCACGCCCGAGCGAGAAAGAGAAGAGCAAGAGUUCCAAAUCGGGUUCUGGCAAAGACCGGGACAAGAACGAUUCCAUUAAGUCUGAAAAAGUAGAAAAAAGUUCGACAGCCAGCAAAAAGGAAUCCAGACACGAUAAAGAAAAGGAGAAGAAAGAGAAACGCGAGAGCGGGGGUCUGAAAGACGACAAAAAACAUCAUAAAUCCUCAGAAAAACAUAGAUAAUGAAGAAUGAUCGAAAUAAACGGUGACCUUCCAUUGGAUUACAAGCUGCUGCCAUGGAUUUAUUUGUGCUACUGAAUUUGGAAUACAUGGACGACGUUUGCAAGGUUGGCAAGUCGAGAGGGAGAGAACGAGAGAGAGAGAGAGGACCUAACUGAAGCCUAUUAAAACAUUUUGUUCUGGAGAGAAUUCCUUUAACUCGAUUUUUCUUUUUGUUGGCCAUCGUUUAAAAGUUGCGUUGUGUUGUCUUUUAACUUGAUGUUCUGUCUGUAUGCAUGUUAUUUUCAGUAUAAUACCUGCCAACGGUUUGCUCUUUAAUAAGCACAAUGUGCUGUACGCUGCAAACCCAUGGAGCACAUUUUGUGGCCAGACACCCACGUCUGCUACAGACUGUCUGCAAACGUUCUGUCUUCACCUUUACGGCAACAAACAAUAUUUGUAUAUUAUGUAUACACUAUUCUAGUGAUUGUGUGUAAUUAAAAUCAGCCGUCGUUUAGUUUCCUGAUUAAAACUAUCCAGUGCAGCAUCUUGUGGUUACUUCAUGAUGUUUUUAAACAUUGCGAGGGUUUGUCCUCACAAGAUGAAAUUAGGUUGAAAUUGUACAACUGCAGGAGAUUUCUAUUUCCACGGACACUUAUGUUUAGUCAUAAAUUUUCAAAAUUGCAUUCGAAUUUUUUAUCUGCUGUAUUCUACCAGUGUAAUCUUUUUCUAAAUAAAUGGAUAGUUUUCUCAGUGGGUCAUA